CGCAAAUCGUUCAAAGCGUACGGUCCGCCCGGAAGAGAACUUUCUAUACUUCAUUGGCGGUAUUUGACUUUUGCGACUGCAGAAGCUAUCGAUUGGCAAAAGUUUUCAGCAGAGCUGUGCCCAUAUCCGCCAGAAUUAGUUCCGUUCUUUAAAAAAUUGUAUAACAAAUUUGUAAAGGGACACAUUCUCACAGUCAAUCCAUGGCCAAUUGGAUACGCUCCUUGUGUGUUUUGGUAUAUAUUUCAAGGAAAUGACAAAGGCACAUGCAAAAAUGGUCAAUCGUACUAUAUUCAUGCCAAUUAUACCCUCUGGCGAGAAACUGACGUUAUAUUCGUCGAUUAUCCCUUCUACUUCAAAGAAGAAGAAGCGCCAUUCUUUGAUAUUAUCCAAAUGCCACCCAGACGUUCAAACCAGACAUGGUGGAUGUAUUUCCCAGAUGAAGGAUUGGGAUAUUAUCCGUUUGUUGGACUAGACACUUUCUGGAGUAUGUUUGAUCUGACGAUGGGUUCGCCCGAUGCUAUAUUUGACAUAUUUAAGCCGACAUAUCCAGUUAACAAUAUCGACAUAUUUUAUGAUACUCGUGUGAAAUUCGAAAAUAAACGCAAUGACGUAUUAUUCGUGUGGAUGGCUGGGAACUGUUAUGCAAACAAUAAGCGUGAGAAUUAUGUCCGGGAACUAAUGAACCAUACAAAAGUACAUUCAUAUGGUAACUGUCUGCACAAUCAAGAUGCUUCCGAUGAGAUAUUGAAGAAAUACGGACUGGAAAAAGGACAAGCUCCAGGUUAUUGGAAAGAGCAUAUGUAUGAUAUUAAGAAAGACAUAUGCUCUUCAUAUAAGUUUGUUCUUGCCUUUGAAAACUCUAAUUGUGAAGGAUAUGUGACGGAGAAAGUGUACAAUGCACUGUUGGCGGACGCUAUUCCUAUAUACAUGGGAGCGUCUGAUAUCGAUGAUUAUGCCCCGCCUGGAAGUAUGAUUAAAGUAACGGAUUAUGAGAGUAUAAGUGCAUUAGUAGAACAUACCGAAAUGAUAGCCAAUAAUAAGACACUGUACGAAAGUUACUUUGCGUGGAAAAAAGACAAGACACAUAAGAACUUUUGCAAAAAGUGUCGUCCUCUUGACGACUCGGAGAUAUGUACAUUUUUAGAGAGAGUUGAAUGGCGCAAAUCGUUCAAAGCGUACGGUCCGCCCGGAAGAGAACUUUCUAUACUUCAUUGGCGGUAUUUGACUUUUGCGAUUGCACAGGCUAUCGAUUGGCAUACAAUAUCACAGGAAUUGUGCCCCUAUCCGCCAGAAUUAGUUCCAUUUUUUAAAAUAUUGUAUAGCAAAUUCGCAGCGAGUUACAGUCCCAAAGUCUACGAAUGGCCAGUUGGAUAUGCUCCGUGUUUACUUUGGUAUUAUCAACAAGGGGACCAAAGAGCCAUCUGCAAAAAUGGUCAAUCGUACCAUAUUCAUGCCAAUUAUACCCUCUGGCGAGAGGCAGACGUUAUUUACAUGGAUUAUCCAUUUCUCUUCCAUCAAGAAGAAGCACCAUUCUUCCAUACUACUCAAAUGCCACCCAGACGUUCAAAGCAGACAUGGUGGAUGUAUUUCCCUGAUGAAGGAUUGGGAUAUUAUUCGUUUGUUGGACUAGACACUUUGAGAAAUAUGUUUGAUCUGACGAUGGGUUCGCCCGGCAAUAUCUUUGACAUAUUUAAGCCGACACAUCCAGUUAACAAUAUCGACAUAUUUUAUGAUACUCAUGUGAAAUUCGAAAAUAAACGCAAUGAUGUAUUAUUCGUGUGGAUGGCUGGGAACUGCUAUGCAAAAAAUAAGCGCGAGAAUUAUAUCCGGGAACUAAUGAACCAUACAAAAGUACAUUCAUAUGGUGACUGUCUGCACAAUCAAGAUGCUUCCGAUGAAAUACUGAAAAAAUACGGACUGAAAAAGGGACAACAAGCUCCAGGUUAUUGGCAAGGGUAUAUGUUUGAUAUUAAGAAAGACAUAUGCUCUUCAUAUAAGUUUGUUCUUGCCUUUGAAAACUCUAAUUGUGAAGGAUAUGUGACGGAGAAAGUGUACAAUGCACUGUUGGCGGACGCUAUUCCUAUAUACAUGGGAGCGUCUGAUAUCGAUGAUUACGUUCCGCCAGGGAGUGUGAUUAAAGUAACGGAUUAUGAGAGUAUAAGUGCAUUAGUAGAACAUACUGAAAUGAUAGCCAAUAAUAAGACACUAUACGAAAGUUACUUUGCGUGGAAAAAAGACAAAACACAUGAUAACUUUUGCAAAAAGUGUCGUCCUCUUGACGAUUCGGAUAUAUGUACAUUUUUAGAGAGAGUUGAAUGGUAUUCGCGGCUUUGGUGCGAUUCUAAUGAAUACUGA
Molecule: messenger RNA, 2355 nt
Organism: Paraglomus brasilianum
Lineage: Eukaryota; Fungi; Glomeromycota; Glomeromycetes; Paraglomerales; Paraglomeraceae
Source: the annotation of a GenBank genome assembly